AUGGCUGAAAUUCAAGACGCUGCAGAAAGCAUCGAAAAUAUUAAUUCAUUUAAUUCAUUAAAAAUUAACCAUGGCUUGACUAUAAGUGCUGAAGGAGCAAUACUAAGAUUUUCUACAAAACAGCGAGAUUCUUUCUUGUUUGAGAAUCAUAUUGAUCAUGCUAUUAACUUGAUAUAUUGUGAUUGGAUAUCCGCAAAUUUCACAGAAAACCCUCUAACUAAAAUGAUAAAACCUUCUAAAGAAAUGGUUGCCAAAACAAAAGAAGCUCUGAAACAUUAUAACCCUUAUAAUGAAUUAAUGAAUGUUUUCGAAAUUUACGGAAAAUUUCUUCCAAAAAGAGUUAUUCUUGGACAUAAAAUAUACAGAGUUACUCGUUUAAUUGCGGACGAGAGUCUGCCAGAUUUUAACUUUAAAGAAUGGAAAUGGACAGCAUUCGAUUUUAUGGCAAAAGAAUAUAAUGAUAUUCUAAGCCAGUGGGAAUGGUGCAUGGUCUUUUAUGGUUUUAAUUCGUCUUAUUUUGUGUCAAUUGACGAUAAAUUAAUUAUGAAAGAUGAUCUUGAAAAGUGGAUGAAAUCUUGCUCAGAAAGCGAUUAUGACUCAUUACAAAUAAUCAGCUGGAAUGAAUUAUACCCAAUUUAUGAAAUAUUUGAAGAGCCUCUUUGUCAAGAAAUCAAAUCUAUUCUUGGAAUAAUCUAUCAGCCAGAAAGGUUUAAUGUAAAAGAAAAGGUGCUAUUUUCUGGAAUAAUUCCAUUUAAUGCCUCAAUUUUUUCUUAUCGUGUGAAUUUUCCAACUCGUUUUAAAUCAAAAGAUUACCAAAUUUUUGGAAAACUCGUAAAGCAAAAUGGAAAACCAAUUGAUAAAGUUUUUAUCAAGUUCAAAUCUAUGGAUAUAUACGGAUUCUAUGCUUUCGUAGAAGGUUUUAACGCGAUUGAAGAGGACACAGAAUUGCAGAUAGAAUGGAUAUUAAUUGGAAUACCCGCUAAAAUUGGAUUUUUUAGCAUGAAUACACGAAAUAUUCGCAUUUUAAGAUCGAUUAGUACUUCUUUUUCAGUAAAUACAUUUGAAACUAAUUGGAAUAUUAUAUUAGAUAUUCAAGAAAGCCUGCCACGAAAUUCAAUUUUCGUUACUUCAUUUAAAUAUUCAUCAAAUUGUGAACCAAAUUUCGAAGCCGAUAUUCGAAAUUACCGAUAUAAUGAUAAUAAAAUUGAACUUGGUGUUUAUUAUGCUAGUGAUAAGAAUUCAAUGUCUUCGCCUAUAGAAAUAGAUGAUUCUUCGCCUAUGGCAUUAGAUGAUUCUUUACCUAUGGAAAUAGAAGAUUCUUACAAAAAUAUUUUUACGAAAAGUGAUGUUAAUGGCGAUGAAUCGAGAUGCUUAGUUCAUUGUUUUAUUCUUUCUCUAGAAAGUCAGAAAAAAUUAAUAGUUCAUUUGAAUGCGAUAGGCAAAACCGUUAAUUCAGAAAUGCCAACAGGCCAAAUUACACCUCCACAUUCUAUUAGUUA
Molecule: messenger RNA, 1499 nt
Organism: Dentiscutata heterogama
Lineage: Eukaryota; Fungi; Glomeromycota; Glomeromycetes; Diversisporales; Gigasporaceae
Source: the annotation of a GenBank genome assembly